This is a messenger RNA of Papilio polytes (common Mormon), 1265 nucleotides long. Its product is annotated as putative nuclease HARBI1. Bases 80 to 1159 code for a protein of 359 amino acids. The record is from RefSeq and is a predicted model, not a curated record. NCBI's taxonomy places the organism in Eukaryota, Metazoa, Arthropoda, Insecta, Lepidoptera, Papilionidae. The transcript is spliced from 2 exons.
AUGUUUUCUUAAAAGUCAUAACAUUUAUGCAACUUAACAAAUCAGAAUAACUAAAUUAUUUUUUUACUUUAUAUAAUUGAUGUCGCUUAACAAUACUGUGAUAUGGCUCACCGAUACAAUAAAAUACAAUGAUAACAGUGACUCCAGUAGUUGGAGUGACAUAAGUUUUGUUAAAUCAGAGUCGUCCGAAGAAGACGAUGAAGAUGACAGAAUAUUUUUUCCUUUGAUGCAUUAUUUAACACGAAUACGAAAGAAAAGAUUAGACGAUUAUUUGCUCAAAGUGGAUUCAUGGACAGAUUCUGAAUUUAAAAAUCGUUUAAGGCUUUCUCGUAAAACUGCUAAUACACUUAUUGAUGAAUUACAAAAGUCUGGUUUCAUAGCACAACACAAAUUUGGUUUAAAGCCAUUGGAGCCAAAAUUGUGUUUGUAUAUAUUCUUGUCAUUUAUUGCAAAUACUGAACCAUUAACACCAAUUGCAACGAGAUUCGACAUUUCAGUAUCGUCAGCGUUUCGAGUAAUUAGGAGAGUAGUAGCUUGGUUCCUAACAAAGUUAAAUGAUGUUAUAAAAUGGCCUGCAAAUUAUACAGAAAUACAUACAACUUGUGAUGGUUUUCAAACUAAAACUGGAAUUUCAGAUGUUGUUGGAGUAAUUGAUUGUAUGCAUAUAAAGAUUGAAAAGCCAAAAAAUGCAGCAGCCUAUCAUAAUUCUAAAGGAUAUUUUUCAAUUGUAUUACAGGCAACAUUUGAUUCAAAUAUGAGGUUUAUUAACAUUUAUUGUGGCGAACCGGGAUCAUCAACUGCUGCCAGAGUGCUAAGAAAAUCUCCACUGUAUCAAACGGCAUGUGAGACUAGAGAAAGAAUAUUGCCAGAGAAUACCUUCCUUAUUGGUCAUUCAGGGUACUCUUCAGUUCCUUGGCUUUUACAACCAUUUAGGGAAAGUAAUAGAUUAACAGUGCAACAGAGAGAGUUCAAUAAUUUACAUAGCACUGCAAGAAGAAUUAGUAAUAAAGCAUUUAAGCUUUUAAAGAAUAGAUUUAGGAGAGUGAAAUAUUUUGCAGUAUACAGAAACAUUGCUUUUAUCACAGAUGCUGUAGUAGCAGCUUGUAUUUUACACAACUAUUGUGUUAGUGAAAAUGAUCAUUUUAAUGUGACUGAUUGAUGAAAAUAGCAAUACACAUUUUACUAAGCUUUUAUUAAGGUUUAGAAAAGCAUGUACGGGAUCCCCAUAUGUGUGGUAUAAGGCCAGGAACAAAAUUUUAAUAAGC